AUGAAAUAUCUAAGUUCAAAAGGCCAGUGCUCGGAAGUGAAGUGUAAUCGGCAACCCUUGAGUGAUUCUAUGCAGAGGCUUCUUCAUGAAAUUAAUGAAGCAGAACAAGAAGAGUUCGUUAUUAAAUCAGUUCCAAAGGAGGGAUUCUCUGUUGGGAAGAUCUGUUAUGAUACUGCGGUAUGCAACAGUCAAUCCACUUCACCAGAAAUUGGUGAAGAAAGUUAUUCUGACAAGUAUUUUGCGCCAGCGCUUCGACCUUGUUCUUCAGAAGAAGUUUUUGAAAACAACACCUCGAGAAAUUCGCCAUGGAUGAAGAUGAUUUAUUCGUCAGAUGAUGAAAAUGAUAAUGUUUUUACAGGAAGCAAAAAGAGUCAUGAUAGCAAACGCAGGAGUAGUCUGAAUUCCGACUUACAACCGCAAGUUGUGGCAUCCUCCGCUUUUGCUGGUGUCUGUAGUGAGAUUUCCACUCAUGACGUACAUCUUGCAACUCAUAUCAGCGAAGUAGAUGGAGUAUUGCAAAGAAACUUACCUGGGCCUAGUUCUAGAUUCUCUAAAGGGCUUAAUGGAUUUCCGCCUUAUUCUAAUGCAGAAGUGAAAGUUGCAGCAGCUGUGGAAAUAAUGAAUGAAAUUCAGUUAAAACCUGUAAUUGAAAGUAAAGAAGAUAGUACUGUUGAACUUGCUGAAGAACUGGCUGAGAUUUCUUUUGAUGCAGCUCACGUUUCUACUCCACUUCAGCGAGUCCUCAAAAGUAUCGGAAAAGAUGCCAAGAGAGUUCGAAGUUCCAAAGCGGAAAAUAAAGAAGCCGGGGAAACAAACACGCAUAAGGUGGCCCUUCGGAAAGAUGAAUCCGUUCAAACAUUUGCCACUUCGAGAAAGUUUUCUGAUGCAGUCAAGCUUGGUGAGGGGAGUUUUGGCGAAGUUUUCAAAUGUUUUCUGGACAGACAAGAAGUUGCCCUGAAAGUAAACAUGGCUCCUGAAGUUAUCGUAAGCGAUAUGCUACAGUCUUUAUGUAUACCUGGUAUAAAUGCAACAAAUGGUUUUAUUAAGUUUCCAGGGGCAUUUGUUGUAAAAGGUCGCUACCCUACACCUCUUUUGAAGGCAUGGGAUAAUUAUGAUGGAGAAAGUAUAAAUGACUGUCCCCGGGAAUUCAGUAGAAUUCAAAAAUUUGUUCUUCUUGCGUACGAUAUAGGUGGUAGAGAUCUGGAGAAAUUUAAACCGAAAAGUGUUUCACAGGCAUACAGCGUUGUUUACCAAAUCGCAUAUGCUCUUGCGGUCGCGGAAGAAGUGUUGGAAUUUGAGCACAGGGACUUACACUGUGGUAACAUAUUAGUCGCAGAUUGCGUCGACGAGUUUAGAGAGGAAGUGCUGAGUGGUGAUCUCGUCAAGAUCCGAACCUAUGGAGUGAGUGUGAAGCUUAUUGAUUUUUCUCUAUCUCGAUUAAGAAAAGGUUAUUAUGUUGUAAUACUGUCUCGCUGUAUGUUGGCUUCUUGUGCCAUCAUUUUUUUUACAUUAAUUGGUGAUUAUAACUUCACUACACUUGUGGAAUUUGUUCUUUCGUAG
Enterobius vermicularis (human pinworm) is the source of this 1560-nucleotide messenger RNA. The record is from the annotation of a GenBank genome assembly. NCBI's taxonomy places the organism in Eukaryota, Metazoa, Nematoda, Chromadorea, Rhabditida, Oxyuridae.